AUGAAAAUGAUGCAAAGUGCGGCUGUGUUGCCCAGCGAGAGCGCGGUGAAGGGUUUGCCGGACAUUCUCGGAGUGCCACUGCAACAGAUUCCCCAGUGUGCAGGCUGCAGUCAACACAUCCUCGAUAAGUUUAUUUUGAAGGUGUUGGAUCGUCAGUGGCACUCGAAGUGUCUCAAGUGCGCGGACUGUCACGCGCUCCUGACAGACAAGUGUUUCUCGCGCGCGGGAAAUGUCUACUGCAAAGAGGAUUUCUUCAAGCGUUUCGGGACAAAAUGUGCAUCAUGCCAGCAGGGGAUCCCACCCACACAGGUUGUUCGGAAAGCUCAAGACUUUGUGUACCACCUCCACUGCUUUGCCUGUGUAAUGUGCAGCAGACAACUUGCCACUGGAGAUGAGUUCUACCUCAUGGAGGACGGGAGGCUCGUGUGUAAGGAGGACUAUGAAACAGCCAAACAAAACGAUGAUUCUGAGACAGGAGCAAAACGUCCACGGACCACCAUCACAGCCAAACAGCUGGACACGCUCAAAAGUGCUUACAAAAAUUCACCGAAGCCAGCACGACAUGUGCGCGAGCAGCUUUCAUCAGAAACGGGUUUGGACAUGAGAGUGGUGCAGGUGUGGUUUCAAAACAGAAGAGCGAAAGAGAAACGUCUAAAGAAGGAUGCUGGGCGACACCGCUGGGGCCAGUUCUACAAAAGUGUCAAACGUAGUCGAGGGUCUAGUAAGACGGAGAAAGAGAGUUCAGCAGAUGACGCAGGACUUAGCGAUAGUGAGCUUAGUUUCAGAGAAGACCAGAUCCUGUCAGACCUGGGCCAUGCAAAUGGCUUGUAUGGAAGCAUAGGAGACAUCACAAAUGGCAACAUGCUCAACGGGAGCUAUUCCCUGGAGGGGGGUGGACAGCCUUACCACGACCUGCGGGCAGGAAGUCCCUACGGCCUGCCACAGUCCCCCUCAUCCAUCACAUCCCUACCAGGCCACACCCCUCUGCUCAACAACUUAGGCUUCAACAUGGACAGCAUAAUGGGUCAGGGCGGUCAGCCUAAUGUAGGUCAAGCUCUGAGAGCUAUGGCCGGGGCACCCACCUCUGACCUUUCAACAGGCAGUAGCACGGGCUACCCAGACUUCCCCAACAGCCCGGCUUCAUGGCUUGACGAAAUGGACCACUCCCAGUUCUGA
This is a messenger RNA of Xyrauchen texanus (razorback sucker), 1176 nucleotides long. RefSeq names its product LIM/homeobox protein Lhx4-like. The coding region runs from base 1 to 1176 and encodes 391 amino acids. Gene Ontology annotation, molecular function: RNA polymerase II transcription regulatory region sequence-specific DNA binding; DNA-binding transcription factor activity, RNA polymerase II-specific. Lineage: Eukaryota; Metazoa; Chordata; Actinopteri; Cypriniformes; Catostomidae. The record is from RefSeq and is a predicted model, not a curated record. The transcript is spliced from 6 exons. Gene Ontology annotation, cellular component: nucleus. Gene Ontology annotation, biological process: regulation of transcription by RNA polymerase II; neuron differentiation.